GUCACCACCGGAUGGGAGGAGAGGAGGAUAGACGCGUUAGAGUAGGCAGGGGAGAAAGAGAGCGAGGAAGAGAAAGCGAGAGGAGGAGGAACGGGUAGAUAAGGAAUAAAGGUGUAACCCAAUCUACUGACACAAUCAAGGGAGGGCUUUUUCCCCCCUUAUCUUUAUUUCUAAAUGAUUUCAUGGGGCUUUGGCGUUUAUUCUAAGCAGAGCGAGCAGGGAGCCAUUCACUGUUUCUGACGCGUAAGGUUGCCCCUACACGCCUUUGGGCAUCACCGCUGAUGCAGGAUGAUAGGAUUAAUUGUAUAGCGUAAAUCUGUGACAAAGUAUUCUUGCGAUCCACAGUGAAGAAAGAGGAGGAGGAGGCAAACUAUGAUCCGAGGAUGAUUUCUGCUAAGAAAACUCCGGAGAAGAGUCGUUAUCCUAUCCACUAUCUGGUGUGGCACAACAAACACCGACAACUGGAGAAGGAGCUUGCAAGGAACGAGCAGACCGAUUUAGAGUCUCUGGACCCUCGCGGUCGUACUCCUCUUCACCUCGCUGUCACGCUGGGCCACCUGGACUGCGCCAGGGUCCUGCUGCAGCACGGCGCUGACGUUAGCAAGGAGAACCGCAACGGAUGGACAGUUCUUCAGGAGGCGGUGAGUACCAGAGAUCCGGAGCUGGUGCGUCUCGUGCUUCGUUACCGUGACUACCAGAGGACUGCCAAGAGACUGGCGGGCAUCCCCGUCCUGCUGGAGCGACUGCGCCAAGCCCAAGACUUCUAUGUGGAGAUGAAAUGGGAGUUUACCAGCUGGGUGCCCCUGGUGUCUCGCAUCUGCCCCAGUGACACAUACAGAGUUUGGAAGAGUGGUCAGUGUCUCCGUGUUGACACCACCCUGAUGGGAUUUGAACAGAUGACCUGGCAGAGAGGAAACCGGAGCUUCAUUUUCAAGGGACAGGACUCCAGCGCAGAGGUGAUGGAGGUCGACCACGACAGGCAGCUGGUGUUCCGUGAGACCUUGUGCGUGUCAUCCCUCACAGCGCUCUCGCCGGGCAGGGGGAAGGGUGGUGCCUGCAGCAGCACCACAGCUGGGUUGGGCCUUCUGGGAGUAAUGCAGCCCACUGACGAGCAGGUAGCGGCCCGGCUGUCUGCCCCAGUGGUGACCACGCAGCUGGACACCCGCAACAUCGCGUUCGAGAGGAACAAGACGGGCAUCCUGGGAUGGAGGAGCGAGAAGACCGAGACGGUGAAUGGAUAUGAAGCAAAGGUGUAUGCAGCAUCCAAUGUUGAGCUGAUUACCAGGACCAGAACCGACCAUCUGUCAGACCAGAACAAGAACAAGAUAAAAGGUGGGAAGACUCCACUGCAGAACUUCCUCGGGAUUGCAGAACAGCACAUGGGGCCUAAUAACGGGGCUCUGGUGACCCAGAUGUCGUCCCCCGUGGUGACAAACCCCGCUGCGCUGACCGCCGAGGAAUACUUCAACCCCAGCUCGACGACCACUCAGAGGGAUAUCGGCCACCCGUGCCAGCUCACAACCAAGACGCAGAGGUUUAAAGCUAAGUUGUGGCUGUGUGAGUCCCACCCUCUUUCCCUGGCAGAACAAGUGGUGCCUAUCAUCGAUCUCAUGGCGAUCUCGAACGCCCUGUUCGCUAAGCUGCGUGACUUCAUCACUCUGCGUUUGCCGCCUGGCUUCCCUGUCAAGAUUGAGAUCCCUCUCUACCACAUCCUGAAUGCCAGGAUCACCUUUAGUAACCUGAAUGGCUGUGAGGAGGGAGCCGGUGUCCGUGCUGACAACGAAGUGGUGGUGGAGGGCGAAAGACAGAGGGACACCCCGAGGACAGACACGCCUUCUCCGGGCAGCGACUCGUCCAGCGUCUCCAGCUCUAGUUCCACCAUGUCCUGUCGAGCCAGCGAGAUUCCCCCGUGUGUGUUUGAGGCCCCACCUGGAUACACCAUGCUAGGAGGCAAACAGAGAGACAGCAUGAGGGAGGAGGAGGAGGAUCUGCUGCAGUUUGCCAUACAGCAGAGCCUACUGGAGGCUGGCUCUGAAUACGAUCAGGUGACCAUCUGGGAGGCGCUGACCAACAGCAAGCCGGGGACUCACCCUCUGUCCUGCGACCCGAGUCGUGUCGAGAGCACCCCCCAGCACAAGCCCCGCCCCCCCACCAGCCUUUGCUCCACCCCCUCCAAGAAGAAGCCGACCACCUGCAGCUAUGACGAGCAGCUGCGUAUCGCCAUGGAGAUCUCAGCCCGGGAGCAGCAGGAGGCGGAGCUUCGGCAGCAGCAGGAGGAAGAGGAGCUGCAGCGCAUCAUCCAGCUGUCACUCAUGGAGAAAUGAGCCCCUCACCCCACACCCUCCCUCUGAACCAGGCGGUCCUGCCAGGGUGGUGGGUCUGGACUGAGGGGAGGUGGGUGGAAAAGGGCAGGUGUCCGCUUAAAAUCUUGGAAAUUUAAAAAGAAAACCAUCUUAGAGGUAACAUCUGACCUGGCCGUCCCUCCCCUCGCCUCAGCCAGACCCUUUUCCCAUGAAGCCAUGAGGUGGUUGCGUCUGCCCGGCUUCACAAAGCCAGAGACGGACGCACGCCUGGUCUCUCUUCUGCCACAUUGGCACUUUCUCGACAAGUGCCAGUUUACAACCAACGACACAUCCGGUACAGUUUAACAGGAACUCCGUCUCGAAUUAAUGAUUUCUUGGGGGGUGUUUUGCAAGGGUGCGUGUUUGUCUGUGCGUGUGUGUGUGUGCGUUUAAAACAAACCAGCUCAACGCACAGAAGGUCAAUAAGGUCAACUAAACAGUUCCCCUAAAUGUAGUGUGUCAGGCCAACUCACUGCUCCAGCACCUAAUGCACACUCACCCCACGCUCCCGUCACCACUGAGCGCGUGUGGUUUUCAGUUCUGACUGCAUCGAAGAGCGCAGCGGCGUGGAGAACGCCUUCCUCAUUUGAAGGCCGAUAAAUAAUCAGACUUCCUCAGUUUUUAAUGAAAAUUUUUAAAAUGAUGGACUAAUGUGUUUCUUCUUCUUCUCUUUUUUUUUUUUUUUUGAUUUGCACAAAAUCCAGAUGUACUGUACUUGUGGGUGAAGCACAUAUAUGACUGUUAAUGGAUGUUUGAGUUUGAGCACAAAGUUUAAAACAAAAAAAGAAACCCAGGCCGGGGUCUAGUUUUAAACCCUGACGCCGGGCUUUGCAAGGAGCACAGUAAUGAUGAGACUCCCAGAUGAACACUAGGUGUGUACUAACUAUA
Molecule: messenger RNA, 3230 nt
Organism: Pundamilia nyererei
Lineage: Eukaryota; Metazoa; Chordata; Actinopteri; Cichliformes; Cichlidae
Gene: ankrd13b
Product: ankyrin repeat domain 13B
Exons: 15
Coding region: 384-2324 (646 amino acids)
Cellular component (GO): cytoplasm
Molecular function (GO): protein binding
Source: RefSeq, a predicted model, not a curated record